CACGGGGCUUCCCGGAUAGGAGCUCUCCACUUCCCAGCGCCUGUUGGGGCCGCUGUGGUAGCCACGGCAGUGUCCCCGGGCUCCGCCGACCUGCCCCGCACCCUCAGUCCUGCUCGCGGAGUCUCAGCCGCACCUCUGGGUCUCCUUCCAGGACAAUGAAUCGCUCUACCCGGGACUCGUCCCGGGGCCCCUGGCAGGCGGGAAAGCUCUAUGCAGUUAAUUCCCUGAACGACUUGAACAAACUCACGCUUUGCCCGACAGGAUCGCAGCAACUGCUACCCCCCGAAGACAAGACGAGGGGGAGCAGCCCAAACUUGGGGACCUGGGGGGCUAUCCAGAGGCGAAGCUCAUUCCUCAUUGGGCUGAUCCUUGCCCUGAUCGUCAGCCUGGUCCUGGUCUCCUUUGUCAUCUUCCUGAUUGUUCAAACAGGAAACAGGAUGGAGGAAGUAUCCAGAAGGCUGGCGGCCGAAGGGAAGGACAUCGAGGAGCUGAAGAAGAUGAACAGCCUAAUCCUGAAGCGCCUGGCCCAGACGGGCCUUGAAGACCAGUAGCCCAGAAGCUGUGGGCUGCAGUGGCUGGGGACCCCGGUGAUCUUGGAGCUCUCUCUGCCCGGCGGGAGGGUGCUGGGCCCCAGGUUGGGGCACCAGGGAGAACAGAGCCUUUGGGCGGUGUAAAAUAAGUUUCUUCCCCUCUUCCAGCCACGCUGGUCUCAGGCCUCAUAGAUUCUGGAUGAACAGCUACCCAGAGCUGACCGGGACAAUCUUCUACAAGGGGUCGGUGCAGCUGGUCUCGUUUUGCUGUACACACAUAAACACACACAUAGCCACAUAUGCGAAACCCAUACACACAGACACACUCACCCAGUAUUUCAUAACUUGCAUUUUCACUCUCCAUUUUGGGGAAAACGCUGUGAGAAAAUUAGGCAACGUUUUUCCAACAUGGGCAUCUAUCUGGGUAGAAACUGAUGCGACGUCAGAAGAAAUGGUUGCGCUCAGGUAAAUGGGGUUGGUCAAGGUAUUCGCAGGUGGUGUUUUCCUUAACUUGGAGUUUGUCAAGAGCACAGUCUCUGCAAGACAAGAGAACCCCCCAACACCUCCCCAACACACACACACCUCAGUGUGGUAUGGAGAGGGGUUGGCACAGAAACGGAGCACUUCCCCAGAUAGAGAAGUUGGAUUUCAGCCUGUCAUUUCCCUUGAACAGGGCUGCUUGCUUCAUUGGUGAUGUCCAAGACGCCGGGUUCUUUGGCAGUUGGGGUGCAUGGAGCCCCUGAGGAGCUCCGAUCGUCUCCUCUGAUGGCU
Molecule: messenger RNA, 1301 nt
Organism: Tachyglossus aculeatus (Australian echidna)
Lineage: Eukaryota; Metazoa; Chordata; Mammalia; Monotremata; Tachyglossidae
Gene: LSMEM1
Product: leucine rich single-pass membrane protein 1
Exons: 4
Coding region: 156-551 (131 amino acids)
Source: RefSeq, a predicted model, not a curated record